Molecule: messenger RNA, 963 nt
Organism: Gopherus evgoodei (Goodes thornscrub tortoise)
Lineage: Eukaryota; Metazoa; Chordata; Testudines; Testudinidae
Product: type 1 phosphatidylinositol 4,5-bisphosphate 4-phosphatase-like
Exons: 7
Coding region: 83-937 (284 amino acids)
Biological process (GO): phosphatidylinositol dephosphorylation
Cellular component (GO): phagocytic vesicle membrane; lysosomal membrane; plasma membrane
Molecular function (GO): phosphatidylinositol-4,5-bisphosphate 4-phosphatase activity
Source: RefSeq, a predicted model, not a curated record
AAUAGGCGGCUACCCCCUCACGUGACCCAGGACGUCACUGCGGGGAGCCGGGGACAGGCGCUACGGCAGCCGGGAAGCGGCGAUGUCGGGGGACGGAGAACGCUCCCCGUUGCUGCCCGCGGAGCUUGGCGAGCCUGGCACUCCCGGGGCGGGCGGGACCCUGGCCGGGCCUGGCGGGCUCGUGCCCUCCGCGCCGCUCCCGCCCUACGGGGGCCCCGCGGCAGGGAAGCCGGCCCCGCCCCAUGGCUUCCCACCGUUCCCGGAUGGGCAUCCGGCUGUGCUGCCCGGCGAGGACCCCCCACCCUACUCCCCCAUGGCCAGCCCCGACAGCGGCAGCGCCCCCAUGAUCACCUGCCGCGUCUGCCAGAGCCUCAUCAACGUGGAGGGCAAGAUGCACCAGCACGUGGUGAAGUGCAGCGUCUGCAACGAGGCUACGCCGAUCAAGAAUGCUCCCCCAGGGAAGAAGUAUGUGAGAUGUCCCUGCAACUGCCUGCUGAUCUGCAAGGUGACGUCCCAGCGCAUCGCCUGUCCCCGGCCCUACUGCAAAAGAAUCAUUAACCUGGGCCCGGUGCAUCCAGGGCCCCUGAGCCCCGAGCCCCAGCCUGUGGGAGUGCGGGUCAUCUGUGGGCACUGCAAGAAUACUUUUCUGUGGACAGAGUUCACAGACCGCACCUUAGCCCGCUGCCCGCACUGCCGCAAAGUCUCCUCCAUCGGGCGCAGGUACCCCUGGAAGAGAUGCAUCUGCUGCCUUCUCCUGGGUGUCCUAGUGGCUGUAGCUGCCACAGGCCUAGCGUUUGGCACAUGGAGGCACGCCCGGCGGUACAGUGGGAUCUACGCCUCCUGGGCGCUUAUCAUUCUCCUGGCCGUGCUGUGUCUGGGCCGGGCCAUGUACUGGGCCUGCAUGCGAGUCAGCCACCCCGUCCAGAACUUCUCCUGAGCCGCCCCUGCCGUGGGGAGCCCCGC